UUUAUUUACUCUAAGCCGUCGUUAGUUAUUCUCCAUACAACAACCAACAACGUACACACAUAUGUAUCAUGGAUUGGUUUCUACAACUACCUCCUAGAUCGUCUUUGUCCUUGAUAUCGAGCGAAGAGACUCCGAGACAACAAUAAAAAGGAAAGGAGAGAGGGGUAUUGGUAUUUCCGGAGCAACAAUGGAGUCACCGCCGGAUAGUCCCGUCGCGCAGAACGCCCAGGCCUCGCCCGAAGAACGGGCUUACUUCCCCGCGGGGCCCAAGUCCCUCGAGGGCAUCGCGAUCCGGUCCUUUUGCCUCGGCAUAGCGCUCGCCUUGUCCGCCGUCGCUACGGUUUCGAUAUUGGUAUUUACGUCGUCGCCGCUGUGGCGCGUGCCCUUCUUCGUCGGCGCGCUGGCGACGUUCCAUUUCCUCGAGUUCUGGACUACGGCCAGGUACAAUACUCCGGUCGCGAAUGUCGGCUCGUUCUUGCUGACGGCGAAUUGGCCGGCUUAUGCUAUCGCGCAUGCGGCGGCGUCGCUCGAAUGUCUCUUUACUAAGCUGCUGUUCCCGAAUCGGAAUUGGGCACCGCUCUAUAGUGGACAUAUCAUCUUGCUGUUAGGAUUCGUACUGGUGUUUGUGGGGCAGUUCGUCCGCAGCGCGGCCAUGGGCCAGGCGGGCCAGUCGUUCAAUCAUACCAUCCAGCAGCGCAAGAAGGACUCCCAUACCCUAGUUACCUCGGGUAUUUACUCGUUUCUGCGCCAUCCGGCAUACUUUGGGUUUUUCUACUGGAGCAUAGGAACGCAAAUGGUUCUGGGAAAUCCCAUCUGCUUUGUAUGCUAUACGGUUGUCCUAUGGAAGUUCUUUUCGAGUAGAGUAAAGCAUGAAGAGGCAUUGCUGGUCCGGUUUUUUGGGGAGGAAUAUAUAAAUUAUAAGAGCAGAGUUGGAACCAUGAUACCAUUUGUUGGAACCUGAGUACCUAUGCAGUCUACCAGGGGGGAGGGGGGAAUGGUCUUCGGGCUGGUACCUAACUAUUCAGGAUGCUAUACCGUAUACUUAGGUACCGUAACUUGAAAAUAAGACUUUCGAGAAAGACCAAAUAACAAACUCAAAAAUCC
Daldinia vernicosa is the source of this 1104-nucleotide messenger RNA. RefSeq names its product ICMT-domain-containing protein. The transcript is spliced from 2 exons. The record is from RefSeq and is a predicted model, not a curated record. Gene Ontology annotation, cellular component: endoplasmic reticulum; membrane. Bases 188 to 961 code for a protein of 257 amino acids. Gene Ontology annotation, molecular function: protein C-terminal S-isoprenylcysteine carboxyl O-methyltransferase activity. Gene Ontology annotation, biological process: C-terminal protein methylation. NCBI's taxonomy places the organism in Eukaryota, Fungi, Ascomycota, Sordariomycetes, Xylariales, Hypoxylaceae.